AUGUUCCACUCCCUGGUCUUGCUCCAGUUUGUGGCUCUGCCUUGGCUGGUCAUUGGAGAACAUCGCAUCAUAGGCGGCAAUACAGAAAGUAUUAAGGUAGUCCCAUGGUAUGGUUCGCUUAUAGCAAACUCUAAACUGAAGUGCGGCGGUGUGUUGGUCAAGAACAACUACUUCCUGACAGCCGCCAAGUGUGUGGAUGGCUUUGAUGUAAGUGAUCUGCAACUAAGGUUGGGCACCAGCAGCUGCGAAUCGGGCGGAUCCAAGGUGGGAGUCUGCAAGGUGAAAGUACAUCCACAGUAUUCAUCCUGGCGCUUCGACAACAAUCUUGCCCUCCUGAGGACCUGCGAGCCACUGGUGGCCACCGAUGAAAUAAAGCCAAUUGAGAGCUCCGACAAGAUUCCGGAGGACAAUUCACAGGCCAAUGUCACCGGCUGUGGUGCCCGAAGGGGCAGUGUGUUCGAUAUUGACAAAGGCAGGGCGUUUGGCGGCUUUUUCGACCCGUUAACCGAUAUGUUUCUUAAUCUGCCUAAGCAAUUGCACAGCGCCGAGGUGCAGAUCCUCAACCAAAAUCAGUGCUCAUCAGACUGGAAAAAGAUUGGACUUAGAUUUUCCUUCUUGCUAAAAGGAAUCUCCGAGCUGACACUCUGUACCCAAACAUCCGGCAAGGGAGCCAGCGUCUAUGAUAUGGGUGACCCUUUGGUGGUGGACAACAAGCUCGUGGGCAUUUUAUCCAAGCCAGGCUGUUCCGCUAGGCCCGAUGUGUACGCGAAUCUCAACCAGCACAAGACAUGGCUCGAUGAUAAUACCAAGGAGUAAUCAAGGGCCUCUUAUAAUAGUAAUAAACUAACAUCAAACUACAUAAUGGAACUUUGUUAUAAUCACCACUUUAUCUUAUAUUCAAUACAAAAAAUAUUAAUUAUUUAAGGUACACUUGUAAGAUCUCAGAAUAAAGAAGAACAUUGCGCAA
Messenger RNA from Drosophila rhopaloa, 967 nucleotides. Its product is annotated as trypsin delta-like. NCBI's taxonomy places the organism in Eukaryota, Metazoa, Arthropoda, Insecta, Diptera, Drosophilidae. The transcript has a single exon. Bases 1 to 816 code for a protein of 271 amino acids. Gene Ontology annotation, molecular function: serine-type endopeptidase activity. Gene Ontology annotation, biological process: proteolysis. The record is from RefSeq and is a predicted model, not a curated record.